Molecule: messenger RNA, 3471 nt
Organism: Phacochoerus africanus (Common warthog)
Lineage: Eukaryota; Metazoa; Chordata; Mammalia; Artiodactyla; Suidae
Gene: PPP2R2C
Product: protein phosphatase 2 regulatory subunit Bgamma
Exons: 9
Coding region: 97-1440 (447 amino acids)
Biological process (GO): peptidyl-serine dephosphorylation
Cellular component (GO): cytosol; protein phosphatase type 2A complex
Molecular function (GO): protein phosphatase regulator activity; protein binding
Source: RefSeq, a predicted model, not a curated record
GCUGCGGCGGCAUGGCCCGCGCGCCCGGCGCGACCUCUGCGGAUUGCAUCGGUGUGCGGCGGCGGGGCAUGCCCAGGGCACCGGGCACGGCCUUCAAUGGGCGAGGACACGGACACGCGGAAAAUUAACCACAGCUUCCUGCGGGACCACAGCUAUGUGACUGAAGCCGAUAUCAUCUCUACCGUUGAGUUCAACCACACUGGGGAGCUGCUGGCCACAGGUGACAAGGGUGGCCGGGUCGUCAUCUUCCAGCGGGAGCCAGAGAGUAAAAACACGCCGCACAGCCAGGGCGAGUAUGACGUCUAUAGCACGUUCCAGAGCCACGAGCCGGAGUUCGACUAUCUCAAGAGCCUGGAGAUAGAGGAGAAAAUCAACAAGAUCAAGUGGCUCCCGCAGCAGAAUGCCGCCCACUCCCUGCUGUCCACCAACGAUAAAACUAUCAAACUAUGGAAGAUUACCGAACGUGAUAAGAGGCCUGAGGGUUAUAACCUGAAAGAUGAGGAGGGGAAGCUUAAGGACCUGUCCACGGUGACGUCACUGCAGGUGCCCGUGCUGAAGCCCAUGGACCUGAUGGUGGAGGUGAGCCCUCGGAGGGUCUUCGCCAACGGCCACACCUACCACAUCAACUCCAUCUCUGUCAACAGCGACUGCGAGACAUACAUGUCGGCCGAUGACCUGCGCAUUAACCUCUGGCACCUGGCCAUCACCGACCGCAGCUUCAACAUCGUGGACAUCAAGCCGGCCAACAUGGAAGACCUCACGGAGGUGAUCACGGCGUCCGAGUUCCACCCGCACCACUGCAACCUCUUCGUCUACAGCAGCAGCAAGGGCUCCCUGCGCCUCUGCGACAUGCGUGCGGCCGCCCUGUGCGACAAGCACUCCAAGCUAUUUGAAGAGCCCGAGGACCCCAGUAACCGCUCCUUCUUCUCGGAAAUCAUUUCCUCCGUGUCGGACGUGAAGUUCAGCCACAGCGGCCGGUACAUGCUCACCCGAGAUUACCUCACGGUCAAGGUCUGGGACCUGAACAUGGAGGCGCGACCCAUAGAGACCUACCAGGUCCACGAUUACCUUCGGAGCAAGCUCUGUUCCCUGUAUGAGAACGACUGCAUUUUCGACAAGUUCGAAUGUGCCUGGAAUGGGAGUGACAGCGUCAUCAUGACCGGGGCCUACAACAACUUCUUCCGCAUGUUUGACCGCAACACCAAGCGGGACGUGACCCUGGAGGCGUCCCGGGAGAGCAGCAAGCCCCGGGCGGUGCUCAAGCCGCGGCGCGUGUGCGUGGGCGGCAAGCGGCGCCGGGACGACAUCAGCGUGGACAGCCUGGACUUCACCAAGAAGAUCCUGCACACGGCCUGGCACCCGGCCGAGAACAUCAUCGCCAUCGCGGCCACCAACAACCUGUACAUCUUCCAGGACAAGGUGAACUCCGACAUGCACUAGGCGCCCCGCGCGGCGGUCCCCGCCCGACGGUCCAUCGGCCACUCGCGGAGCGGCCACCAGGGGGCGCUGGGCCGUCCCUGCAGCAUCCUCAGGCCCGACCGCUUUGGCGGGGGCGCUGAUCUCUUCGAAAACAGGAAAAAGAAGAUGUUCGCGGCUUGGAGUCAUCGUGACCGACGUGACGGUCGGCCUUGAAGUUCAGUUCUUUCAUCCUGUACUUUAACCGCGUGCAGCCUCCCCCACCUCAUUGGGAUUGCGGCGUCUGCGCGUUCAUUUUUCCCUCCGGCGGUUCCUUUCUGGGGAUGCAGGAGCCGCCGGAGCUGUUUCUCGCGCGCGCCUCGCUGGCCCCAGAUCAGGGCUCCGGGGACAGGUAAUGAAGCUCAAACAAGCCAGCCAGGGAUUCUUUUGAUGAAAAAUGGAGCCAUUGCCACUGUCUCAGAGCUGAGGUUCGUGCCGUUUUGCUUUUUGGAUCGUGGAUUCAUGCUGAGAAUUCGCAAGCUCCUCUUUUAGGUUAUUUUAAUGUCUUUCAAUAUCCCAGGUCCCUUACAGUUUCCUGAGAGGAAGGGGGUGGCAUCGAACCAUGUGUGUGCCUGUUAUCUUCACCAUCUGACCACUCUUCUGCCGCGUGCCAGGCGUGGUGCCCUCCCUCCGGCUGCUCUGCCUGCUCUCCUGUCAUCCUGCAGCCAUCAUCACGGGCACCUCGGGGAAUGUGCGCUGCUCCCUUCGUGAUCUUUCUGAAUCUUCAUCAUGACCUUAAGAAGUGGGUGCCAUUCAUUUCCUCCAUAAGCGCCAGCUGCUCACCAGGCGCCAGGCUCUGUGCCAGGUGCUAGGGAUUAAAGGUGGAUGACUCGUCUUCCCACUGUACACGUAGGGAAACUGAGGCCCAAGGUGUGCACCAGCCGAGGUGGGGGAGUCAGGAAUCUCGUUCAGCACCCCCCCCACAAGGCCCUUCCCAACACACCGCGUUGGUGGCUCAUGUUAAAGCAGCAUGCUAGCCUGGAAGGUUCUAGAACCAUCUCUUCAUCUUACAGCAGGUGAGCCAUGACGCGGGUCCGGGGAGAACGGAGAUGCAGAAUGGAGAAGACCCCGGGUGCUCCUCGCCUGUUGGCUAAGGAACUCCACCCCACGACUGUCCCCCAGCGCCUUUCCCAUGAGCACUGAACUGCCUCCAAAAGAAAUUUGCAUGUUACGAGCAUUUUAGGAUACAUUUUCUUUAAGGACCCACGGUCUCCGAGGACACUUCCCUGAGGGCCACAGAGAACGCGGUCUUUCCAGGACAGUUCCUCUGGCUCUGUGGGGACCAGAUCCGCCCACGUGCCAGCCACGCCCACAUGUCUUUGCCCUUGGAAGGCAGCAGAACCCAUGGGGCUUGCAUUUUGAUUCAGAAAGCAGAGUGCAGAGGCCCAACCGAAUCCAACAUUUUUUUCUUUUUCACAAGAUGUGACCUAACCCAGGAAAUAGACCCAACCCGAGAUUUUUCUCAACGGAUAACAGUGUCCUUUUGUGUGUGUGAAAGCACAAAACACAUGUGCACUCACUUCCGGCCAUACAAUAAUUACACAAGGAAAUGGGUCCAUUGUUUUUUUUUUUAAAUCAACAUGAAGAAUGUUUGUUUAUAUAUCACUGUAAAAUCCAGGUGACCUGGACAGUAUUAUAUGUACAUAUCUAUUCUAAUUGCAAUUAAUCACAGGAUCAGAAUCCUUUUUCUCCCCUUUGUAAAGAGUUUCAAGAAUGUGGUACAUUGUAUAGAAAUCUUCUCGAAGCCAAAAUCCAGCUCUGAGGGCCUUACACAAUUACUCGGAUAUUUGGCGAGACCCGUUUCCCUUUGUGGUUCACAUGCAGUGGGGAAAUUUGCAUUUGCUCUUCGAGGUUGCUGUCUGAUCAGAGAUUUAAAGAGCACACUGUCUCUACAAAGUGCGAAUCUUACACUGUAUUCAAAAGGAGGUCUUACUCCAGGUCCUGAUUCCUUACUGUUUUAAACUUUGGAUACCAAACCAAAAAAGAAAAAAAAAAAAAGGAUCUUAGAAGAAGCAA